Molecule: messenger RNA, 1638 nt
Organism: Pseudophryne corroboree (corroboree frog)
Lineage: Eukaryota; Metazoa; Chordata; Amphibia; Anura; Myobatrachidae
Gene: MYOD1
Product: myogenic differentiation 1
Exons: 3
Coding region: 166-1029 (287 amino acids)
Biological process (GO): regulation of transcription by RNA polymerase II; skeletal muscle cell differentiation; positive regulation of myoblast differentiation
Molecular function (GO): DNA-binding transcription factor activity, RNA polymerase II-specific; RNA polymerase II cis-regulatory region sequence-specific DNA binding; protein dimerization activity
Source: RefSeq, a predicted model, not a curated record
GACCAGCCACAGGUGCCCUGAGGGUGUGAGAGCAGACAAACUUCCUUCCAUAACGUGCCAAGCCCUGGGCAUUGGGCUCACUGAGGACAGCCUGGACCUACUACCUAGGAUCUUACAGAUUUGGCUUCUUCUUGAGAGGGAGCUGCCUGGUUUUCUGUAGGUCACAUGGACUUGUUGUCACAUCCUCUCAGGGACAUGGAGAUCACUGAAAACUCCCUCUGCUCCUUCUCUGCUGCUGACGACUUUUAUGAUGAUCCCUGCUUUAAUACCUCUGACAUGCACUUCUUUGAAGACCUGGACCCCAGGCUGGUCCAUGUCACUCUACUGAAGCCAGAAGACCAUCACCACCACGAGGAUGAGCAUGUCAGGGCCCCCAGUGGGCACCACCAAGCUGGCAGGUGUCUGCUCUGGGCUUGCAAAGCCUGCAAGAGGAAGACCACCAAUGCUGACCGCAGGAAGGCUGCCACCAUGAGAGAGAGGAGGAGGCUCAGCAAGGUCAAUGAGGCAUUUGAGACCCUGAAGAGGUGUACCUCUACAAACCCCAACCAGAGGCUGCCCAAGGUGGAGAUCCUCAGGAAUGCCAUCCGCUACAUAGAAAGCCUGCAGUCCCUACUCAGGGAGCAGGAUGAAAACUAUUACCCAGUAAUGGAACACUAUAGUGGGGACUCUGAUUCCUCUAGUCCACGGUCUAACUGCUCAGAUGGCAUGAUAGACUAUUCCGGGCCCCCCUGCAGCACAAGGCGGAGAAACAGCUAUGACAGCAGCUACUACACUGAGACACCAAAUGAUACGAGACCCGGAAAGAAUUCUGUCAUCUCCAGCUUAGACUGCCUGUCCAGCAUUGUGGAGAGAAUCUCCACAGAGACUCCCAGCUGCCCAGUGCUUCCUGCAGCAGAAAGUGGAUCUGAAGUCAGUCCUUGCUCGCCCCUGCAGGGGGAGACACUGAGCGAGCAGGACAUCCCUAGUAUUUCUCCCAACACCUGCACACAGAUACCCCAAGACAGCAGUUCCAUCUACCAGGUGUUAUAAUCUAUAGACUGAAGAUUAACUCAUGUAUUUCCAUCAGAAGCUUUUAUGAGAUGUCCAACUGGCCCCCAUUACUUUACAGACACCUAUUUAUUUCAUUUCCAGCCAGAGGUCAUUAACGAGAAGUUUCUACUCACUGUACAUACGAGAUUAAAUCAAAUGUCAUUAUCUUUCCUGUCUGAAGACGUCCAGAAGACAUGUUGGCAUGCUUUGGUGGACAGCAGCUGGGAACUUGACCACAAGUCCUAUAAAAUCAUAGAUCUCUGCAGCACAAGUACACUUCUUCCUCUUUUUGAACAUUUGGGGUGGGCAGGGGGAUACAUGAAGGAUUAGUAUAUCCCCUUAGCCUCCUACCUUUGGUUUGCAGACUGUGCCUACAUUGCUGUGGAUGGUCACUGUGCUGAAUAAGGCAAUAUAAGGUUGUGGACCAUUUUUGUAAGAAUUUUAUAUAUAAAUAUAAUUGUAAAUAAGAAUCGUCAUGCCUAAUUAAAUGUUCAGUUAUUUAAUGUUGCUUCGUUGUGUUGUGCUAAAUGCUAACUUUAUAUAUUUAUACAGUGUGAAUGCCAAGGAUGUUUUCAAUAGUAUUCUAAAUAAAGAACCUUAUUUAUAAAA